This is a messenger RNA of Annulohypoxylon truncatum, 2964 nucleotides long. RefSeq lists its product as uncharacterized. NCBI's taxonomy places the organism in Eukaryota, Fungi, Ascomycota, Sordariomycetes, Xylariales, Hypoxylaceae. The record is from RefSeq and is a predicted model, not a curated record. Bases 555 to 2846 code for a protein of 763 amino acids. The transcript has a single exon.
CGAAAAAGGAGCAGAAUAUCUCUCAAUCUUCCCUUGGCAAAAACAAGCCACCUUCUAAGACAUCGCUGUACAUCGUUGUCGCCGACUCACAUUUGCCUAUCUCUUGGCCUCGCCAGAACUGAGACCUCAACGGACUUAUUAAAAUUUACCUGCAUACAUUUCAAUCUUUUGAACUCGGUUCACGGCAUCAUGGGCCGUCAAUUAUAGCGAAACGGUCCCUAGGGACAAUUCUACAAAAUCACCUUUAUUGGGGUCUAGAUUUUGCACAUAAACGUGUAUCCACGAAAACUCAUUUAUAACUGCACCGACCAUCCACCGUCUACCACCGCCUAAAUUGCAUUUGCAUUGGCACUUGCACUCAUAUCUGACACCUGAUACUCGUCACCUCCUUCCAAUUACCAACAUCGCGAACAAAAUAAAAUACCGCGCGUGUGAUUAGAAGACAUCCUGCGCAAUCUCUCGACAUACCGACUUCCAACACAUAUACACGAUAUUGAACCAACAAGUUUCUAUUACACUAUUUAAGUGAAUAGUUACUUAUCAUCGCCGUCAAUAUGACGAACGAUCCGAUAUUCGAUUCGGCGAAUGCGACUGUGAUGGCGCUGCCAUCGCAGGGAGCGCAUAUGCAGCAUGCACCAGAAGAUGAGGCUGCGGCUGAAGUUGAUGAACCCCCCGACAAUUGUCGUCUACACCCGGGAAAUCAAUUCAAGAGAAGCGAAGUUCGGAAGAUUUCGGAUCGCUCCGAAUCUCUGCUUACGAAGGCUCUUCAUUCUGAAGAGGAAACUAUCAAUUUCGACUUCGAUUUAUCAUCAAGACGCCGUUCGAUGAACAGCAGCGUCAGCAUCGCAUCUACCGCCGACCUUACCAGCGACACUGGCUUCACAAGCCCCGCGCGUACAAACACACCUAGCCCGCCGCCUCCCAUAGUUUCGCUACCACGAUUGAACGCGGACUACCUUUUCGAUGCAAAAUCUAAGCUGACUCCAAAUCACGGUCCGCAACAGGUCACGGCCGCGACCAAACCCCGCGGGCCAAUUGGAAACACCGGAGAGAAAAAGGAUCCUGCAGUGGAAGCUUUGACCAAGAAGCGCUGCAUAUCAUUUGCAUGCGGACCGAAAGCGGAUGUCAAAAAACCGUUGUCUCCGCAACCACCAGUUGAAGCCAAGCCGGAACCCGACGAGAAGCCACAGAGAAAGCCCUGCAUUAAGUUCGCUUGCCCUGCCAAGCCAGUUCAACGUACGCCACCAAAGCAAAGCGCUCUGCAGAUAGCGAUUCCUUCUAGCACUGAAUUAUCAAAUGACAAAGAUGGAUCUCCUGCCACCGUUCGCAAGCUUCGGUCCUCUUCAAUCGGCCGUGGACGGUCGCAAAGAUCCUUGACUCCGCGACCUAUGUCGCGAAGCCCCAUGCCAAUUCGCUCAGCCAAGUAUUUGACCGCGGACCCGACAGAUCUUAACAGCGAAUGUUCUCGUUUUCACGAGUUCGCCAGUGAUGAGCCCCAAGAAGAGGAUUGGAUUCGCGUCAACCACGCACCCCCUGGCCGUCGGUUGACUAUUAGUGAUACAUUGAAGAAAGAAAAUGAGAUUCGUCGGCUAGGAAAGGAGGCUGAAGAGGAGGAACUUGAAGAAGAAGAGCUCGAAGAUGAAGAGGAUCUCGAAGGCGAAGAUGAUGAGGACGAGGAGGAGGACGAGGAGGAAGAGGGUCGCCCAGGUGAAAAGUUUGAGGGAAAUGAUGUGGACGACGUUUUCGAUAUCGACGAGGGCUACGACAUUGAUAACCAGUCAGGCUUUGGGUCGGAUGACGAUGGCUUCUCAGAUGGUUACAAAACUGAUAACGAAAUCGGUUUUGCCGAGUCAGACGAUGACGACGAUGGUGGGAAUUUUGAUCUGUGGACGCCCAGUCGGGGACCGGCCCUUAGACUAUCUGGGAGCACAGCUACCUAUCGUCGACCUUCGAUGACUGGUAAUCGCUCUGAUUCGUCUUCCUCAGACUUCCCCGAUCCCCCGGCUAGGGUAGUGCGGACUAAACGACUCAAGAUACGCGCUAGAACACCUGAGCUUCCCGAUAGCACGGACUUCGUUUGUGGUACCCUCGACGAGGACCGUCCUCUAGAGGAGGCUUACAUCUCGUGCAUUGCAGCUAGGCGACAAGAGAAGCUCCACCCAAUCCCACAGGACAUUGACCCAAGCUUCCCAACGUCUGAGCCCGAAGACGAGGAUGUCGAGCUGAACAUUCCUGUCCACGAAAGUGAUGAUAACCUGUCUGAUGUCAAUGCCAACGGCCGUGAACGUCGAAAGAAGAUUGACCAGACGUCGCCCAAGCGAUACCGCUCUCCCCCUCCGAGACGCCAUCAUUCUCCUCCAAAGCCCCGAGGUCGAUCACCAAAGCAUCUUUUUGACCUUUCACCUCGCCGCCUUCUAUCGCCACCUAUGGGACCCCUAGUACGCUCUCCUCCGUCAUCGUUGGUGUACAAUGCAAAUCGCGCAAACGAGGAGGUCAAGGGUCUUGCCUUUCGGCCUGGCCUGACGCAAACCAAAUCCCUCCCGCGAGCUCCGGCAAUGUUCCCGCAACACCUCAAGACUCACCGCCGAUCAACCAAACCUACGAACACGUCCGCUAACGGCCACGUGCGAGGUGCCAUUGAUAUUGUCAAAGGCCUCGAGCAGAAGCGUCAGCGCCGAAAGGAGAAGUUUAAGGAGAAGUAUCAACAGAUGCAUUGCAACAAAGCACGAAAGGGCCAGAUUACGGAGAAGAAGCCUCAACCUGGUCAAGGCGCCGAGAGGAUGCGAGAGAUCGGACUUCUCAUGGCCGGAAAGCUAGGCCCGGACCAAUUCGUCCUGUCCAUCUAGAUGCUAGAUGGAGGCCCAGCAUAUAGUUGCUGAGCUCAACUGAAAAUACUGCUCACCAUUGUCUUUCAUUGCACCUAUUUUUACUUCAAGAUGCGGACUUCAGACUUACAUUUCCUGA